AUGGGACCCUAUAUCACAGUUUCAGGUAUAUAUUGCAUAUUGGCGGUGACGAGUGUGACGCAAGCGGAGCAAUGGCGAUGGCGGAGCGACGAGCGGAGCGGAGAGUCGCAGGAGGCGCAGUCGGUCCGCAUCGACAACAAAGUGCGAUUUGAGGAUUCCGCUGAUCGCGCGCUCAACAGUGAUGAAAUGGCCGGCUUCUACAAGCGGCCUUUCGCCGACCGUGCGCUCGUAGCCGACAGGGCAGCGGCGGCGGAGAGGCAGGGUACGCUUGACGACUUACAGUACUGUCGCUGUGAAAGAACGCCUGUUCGAAACCUUCAGUGUGUAACGGGAUCUCGUAAAGGCUGCAGCAGUCACGAUUACCUGUGCUGUUCUUUGCCCGCCACCCAGGACUCAAACCGUGCAGAUCGCCCCCUCGCAGUAGGUGCGGAAGGCUCCACCGGCGCUGUUGGACCUUUCGACAACAUUAAUACCGAUUCUGGGGAGAGUGCAUCGGCGCAGCGAGGCUUUUUCUCGCCAGGAGGAAUUUUUGACUCCGGAUUCAGCAGGCCCGUUCUAGUAGGGCCAGGUGGUCCAACGGGUAUGGUCGGUCCGAGAGGACAAGGCGUUUUAGUAGGGCCCGGAGGGCCGACUGGAAUAAUUGGCCCGGCUAGGUUUAACCAAGGGUAUGGUGCAAGCAGGCCUGGUAUCCUUGUAGGACCCGGUGGCCCUACGGGAAUCUUUGGAUCGAGGAGACAGGGUGUGCUGGUCGGACCCAGUGGGCCGACUGGAAUAAUUGGCCCAGCUGGGUUUAACCAAGGGUACGGUGCAAGCAGGCCUGGUAUCCUAGUAGGGCCCGGUGGGCCUACGGGCAGGGUGGGGCCAGGAAGGCAAGUUCUAGUCGGACCGGGGGGCCCCACCGGACAAAUUGGCCCACGAGGGAGCUUUGGUAAAUAG
Pieris macdunnoughi is the source of this 936-nucleotide messenger RNA. Lineage: Eukaryota; Metazoa; Arthropoda; Insecta; Lepidoptera; Pieridae. The record is from the annotation of a GenBank genome assembly.